Messenger RNA from Fusarium verticillioides 7600, 642 nucleotides. RefSeq lists its product as hypothetical. The record is from RefSeq and is a predicted model, not a curated record. Bases 230 to 613 code for a protein of 127 amino acids. NCBI's taxonomy places the organism in Eukaryota, Fungi, Ascomycota, Sordariomycetes, Hypocreales, Nectriaceae. The transcript has 2 exons.
UCUCCAUCUACAUCUCCAAUAGUCUACACAGCCUGCUUUAUCACCUACCUCUCUUUUCGCAACAUGCCUUCAACAGUUCUUGUCGACAGCAAGGUACCUGGCGUUCGGUGCCCGACUUGCGCCGCUGAGGGAAAGGAAGUCUGGGUCAUUCCAGGUCGCUUCUGUGGAUUCUGCGGGACUGCUUGCAUUGACUGAUCGUCAGUGAUGUCUGGCUUUACUCGGAUAAAGCAUGAGUGACAUCUGGGCGCAAAGGCGUUACCAGGCAGCGUACCUCUCUUUCUUUUUGACAUGGGCUUGGUCCCUAUCCCAUCCCAUCCCCUACUGUUUCUGCGAAUGUCUCCCUGGAUAUUGCGACGCCUCGUUGACGAGUGCUUCAUUUAUCUUUGGCUCUAUGUUAUUUCUUUGCAGCUUCGUCGUUCGCCGGGCGUUCGGUUUCGUUGUUGUGUUAUUGAUGCUGAACUGUCAAAGACAGAAUUUGAUGACUCUGCCUGCGGAUAUAGUACGGUUUUGGUGGGUGAUGGCAGAAGGUCGACUACUUCAGAGGUUCAAGAUGUAUGUAAGGACAGGGAUGGACCAAGAAUGUUACACGACUCAUAUGAGAGCCAAGUGUUAAUAAAUUAUGCAUGGAAUUUGUUACUGAGA